GCCCCUCGGCCCAGUCGUAUGCAUGCUUGCGAUUAAGAACACCAAACCCCAAAUCACGAGCCUGGAUUCUCUUCCAUGGAUGAAAGCAUGGCUGCCUAUUACCCGCCACCACCGCCCGGUCACUACCCCACCUACUACCAGCCGCCGCCACCACCUCUGCCUGCGCCUUCUCCUGCUCCUGCUCAACCACCGCCGCUGCAGCCUGCUUCAUAUAAUCCUCAGCCACAGCCACCUCCGCCUUUUGCCUCGUACUCUCUUCCCUAUGCCGCACAUGCCACUCACGAUCUGGUGCGUACGCUCUUCGUGGCGGGUCUACCAGAGGACGUCAAGCCUCGAGAAAUCUACAAUCUUUUCCGGGAAUUCCCUGGUUAUGAGUCUUCUCAUCUUCGUAGCCCUACACAGACUUCUCAGCCAUUCGCCUUCGCCACAUUCAUGGAUCAACCAUCUGCAGUUGCAGCUAUGCAUGCACUGAAUGGGAUGGUUUUUGACCUUGAGAAGGGGUCAACCCUAUAUAUUGACCUUGCAAAGUCUAAUUCCAGAUCUAAGCGCUCAAGAACAGAUGAUGAAUGGUCCGGCUUGGAUAAGAAAGCUAAAGCUUCCCCAUCAAUACCAUGUGGCACUCUUGAUUCAGCAGGUUUUGGCAGCGUUCACUUGCCUGGAAUGGGUAAUACUGCUUACAACACGAUUGGUUAUCCAUCUGCACAAAGUCAUGGGAACUUUGAUGGCCGAGUUGCAAGUGAGUCAACAGGGGCAAAUUUGACUAAUUCUUCAGCACCCCCAUGUCCAACACUUUUUGUGGCCAAUCUGGGGCCAAAUUGUACAGAGCAAGAGCUAACUCAAGUGUUCUCAAGAUGCCCGGGGUUUUUGAAAUUGAAGAUGCAAAGCACUUAUGGGUCUCCAGUUGCAUUUGUUGAUUUCCAGGAUACUUCCUGUUCAACUGGUGCCUUGCAUCAUCUGCAAGGCACAAUUCUCUACUCAUCACCAGCUGGUGAAGGCAUGCGGCUAGACCUAGUGCUUUUUUUCCCUACAAAUUAUAUCCGGCAAGUGUUGCUUAAUAAGAAACCUAGAUAUGCAAAAUCACGGAUGGGAAUGCGAAGGAAGCCAAGGUAAUUGGACAAAAGUGUGGAAGAGCUCUUGGUUGAUCAUGCAAAUGCAAUGCAAUGCAAUCGGUUAGAUGCACUUUCAAAGUAUUCUUGUAUAAACAGUAUGUUGUUUGAACCAUUUAUAAACCUUUAAUUUCCUUGAAGGUAUAGAUUUAAGAUGAAUGUAAAUUUUUGUGUUUUAGGUGAAAAUUUUAACGUAUCUUUAAAUUCAAAUGUAUCCAAAUGAAGUCUUUAGGAG
Molecule: messenger RNA, 1341 nt
Organism: Manihot esculenta (cassava)
Lineage: Eukaryota; Viridiplantae; Streptophyta; Magnoliopsida; Malpighiales; Euphorbiaceae
Product: RNA-binding protein L
Exons: 10
Coding region: 76-1110 (344 amino acids)
Molecular function (GO): mRNA binding
Source: RefSeq, a predicted model, not a curated record